AUUUCUGAGGCAACCUCAAUACAUGACUUACUGGACUUGUUCUGGUGUUACGGAUCUAAUCCAGACUUAAGUAUGUGAAGGUCACACGUGGACUAGCAGUUGCAUCGGUGCAAUUGGUAGCCUCAUCAUGGCGUUUUCAACAUUUCUCUUACGACUACUGUUUCUGUUCCGCUACGCGGGAGAGUCGAUUUCCUCUGUAAUACCGUCAGCACGCCCAUCUGGACGAUCUUAUGCUGCUCUAGGCGACUCAUAUGCUGCUGGCGCUGGGGCCGGGUAUCCCUUGGGACUGGGACUUGGCUGCGGAUACUUCUCGGACGCCUACCCGGUACAGGUCGCCAACAACAGCCUCCUGGAUAUCAAGAAUGUCAGGAUUCUCGCAUGCGGUGGCGCCACAACCCUAACCGUCCUGCAUGACCAAGUCCCUCUCGUGGGCGAUCCGGAUCUCCUGAGCAUCACGGUCAGUGGAAACGAAGUGGACUUCGUUGGUGUGCUGAAUGAGUGCGUCUAUCACUUUUGGCCGUCUUCAACCUGCGAAGCCGAGGUUGCCAAGGCAAGACGAUUGAUCGAAUCUGCGCUGGGGGACAACAUGAGAGCCCUUAUCCGUGGGGCCAACAAGCGAUUGAGACCUGGUGCGCUGUUGAUCGUGACAGGCUACGCCAGGUUUUUCAACCCGGAGACAGAUAUCUGUGACCACGCCACGUUCAGUCGGACUCGACCAUUGGACUACCUUACCAAAGCAAAGAGAAGGAAACUAAACGGCCUUGUGGACAUCUUAAAUGAUGUUAUCCGAGCAACGGCGGAGGCAUAUGGCGCUGUGUAUUUGGACAUUGAUGCUGUCUUUGAAGGGCAUCGCUUCUGUGAGGAAGGGGUUCAAGAGCCUGAUGUUGGAAGAGAUGAGACAUGGUUCUUCAAUAUACCGGCCCAAGAGACGCUUCAAACUCAGACUGAGCAGAGAUUGCAAUUGCAAACAUUGGAGUCAGGCCAGGUCGAAGUAGGUGGAAUCAAGCAUUAUGCGGACGCGAAGGUUUUUAGGAUAUUCCACCCAACCAGCCUUGGUCACACAAGGAUUUCUGAGGCGCUUGUUGAGAAAGUCAUGCUUCUGGAAGCCAUUGCCGGCUAGGAUCGAUAUCUCUAUAUAUUAAAAAUGAGAACAAUCAAUGUCACUGUUGCCAAU
This is a messenger RNA of Exophiala viscosa, 1174 nucleotides long. RefSeq names its product SGNH hydrolase-type esterase domain-containing protein. NCBI's taxonomy places the organism in Eukaryota, Fungi, Ascomycota, Eurotiomycetes, Chaetothyriales, Herpotrichiellaceae. Gene Ontology annotation, biological process: triglyceride catabolic process. Gene Ontology annotation, molecular function: triacylglycerol lipase activity. The transcript has a single exon. The coding region runs from base 128 to 1120 and encodes 330 amino acids. The record is from RefSeq and is a predicted model, not a curated record.